UGGGUACCUAUAUGCAAGUGCUGCCUACCAAGCAUCAUUUGUACAUAAGUAAUAGGAGAGUAAGAAUGGCCGAAAGUCGACGGCCGGAAGAUAUUACCGAUAUCAACUAACUAAUAUUUUAUUUUCAGAUACUUACCUACAUGAAAAUAUUUUUUUGUCAUUAACUUGACUUUUUUAGCUUUUGCGAUGUCGUGGGAGCCACAGUAACAGCAAACCCACUUAUUAAAGCAAAGACAGGUAGGUAAGUGAUGUAUUUUUCUGUUUUCCGGUCGGAAAACGUCACCUUUACACCCUGAAGGGCUAAGCGAAGUUGCCGCCUUCCGGCUCCGUCGAACAGAAAAAUAGUAUACACACCUCGGCCAUGCAGUAAAUAAGAAAAUAUCAGAUCACAUUUUAGUUUGAAUUUGGUGUGAUCUGACACAUGUCUCACUUGACUGCUCGAGAUAUUUAAUACGCCUAGUAUUAAGACUAUUUAUUUUAGUUUUUAAGAAUCAUGUAAAAGUGCAAACAAGUAUUAAACGAUACAUUUUUGCACUUCCUUAUUUAAAUUUGUUCAAUAACCAUCGGAAAAUCGGAACUUUUGGGUAGGGUAGGAUUGUUAGGUAGGGCACUCUACAGUAGGCAGGCAGGGUUUAUGUAAAAUACCAUUGCUUUUACCAAAAAAAUUCUGAUUCUGAUGUUAAGUUUUAUUUAAUUAGCAUUUAUUCAUAAUUCUCGCUACUAUUGCCGCAGCCGCUGUCUCACUCACAGCGAGUGUGGCGACAGUAGGAGACUCAUCCCGAUCAUAAUUCUCGCUACUAUUGCCGCAGCCGCUGUCUCACUCACAGCGAGUGUGGCGACACUAGUAGACUCAUCCCGAUCAUAAUUCUCGCUACUAUUGCCGCAGCCGCUGUCUGGCUCACAGCGAGUGUGGCGACAGUAGGAGACUCAUCCCGAUCAUAAUUCUCGCUACUAUUGCCGCAGCCGCUGUCUCACUCACAGCGAGUGUGGCGACAGUAGGAGACUCAUCCCGAUCAUAAUUCUCGCUACUAUUGCCGCAGCCGCUAUCUGGCUCACAGCGAGUGUGGCGACAGUAGGAGACUCAUCCCGAUCAUAAUUCUCGCUACUAUUGCCGCAGCCGCUGUCUCACUCACAGCGAGUGUGGCGACAGUAGGAGACUCAUCCCGAUCAUAAUUCUCGCUAUUAUGGCUCAGCUAAUGGUACACUUCAUUUUGCCAUCUCUUUUAUUUUCAGAAGGCAGGUAGGUAAGUGAUGUAUUUUUCUGUUUUCCGGUCGGAAAACGUCACGUUUACACCCUAAAGGCCUAAACGAAGCCUUCCGGCUGGGUCGAACAGAAAAAUAGUAUACACACCUCGGCCAUGCAGUAAAUAAGAAAAUAUCAGAUCACAUUUUAGUUUGAAUUUGGUGUGAUCUGACACAUGUCUCACUUGACUGCUCGAGAUAUUUAAUACGCCUAGUAUUAAGACUAUUUAUUUUAGUUUUUAAGAAUCAUGUAAAAGUGCAAACAAGUAUUAAACGAUACAUUUUUGCACUUCCUUAUUUAAAUUUGUUCAAUAACCAUCGGAAAAUCGGAACUUUUGGGUAGGGUAGGAUUGUUAGGUAGGGCACUCUACAGUAGGCAGGCAGGGUUUAUGUAAAAUACCAUUGCUUUUACCAAAAAAAUUCUGAUUCUGAUGUUAAGUUUUAUUUAAUUAGCAUUUAUUCAUAAUUCUCGCUACUAUUGCCGCAGCCGCUGUCUCACUCACAGCGAGUGUGGCGACAGUAGGAGACUCAUCCCGAUCAUAAUUCUCGCUACUAUUGCCGCAGCCGCUGUCUCACUCACAGCGAGUGUGGCGACACUAGUAGACUCAUCCCGAUCAUAAUUCUCGCUACUAUUGCCGCAGCCGCUGUCUGGCUCACAGCGAGUGUGGCGACAGUAGGAGACUCAUCCCGAUCAUAAUUCUCGCUACUAUUGCCGCAGCCGCUGUCUCACUCACAGCGAGUGUGGCGACAGUAGGAGACUCAUCCCGAUCAUAAUUCUCGCUACUAUUGCCGCAGCCGCUAUCUGGCUCACAGCGAGUGUGGCGACAGUAGGAGACUCAUCCCGAUCAUAAUUCUCGCUACUAUUGCCGCAGCCGCUGUCUCACUCACAGCGAGUGUGGCGACAGUAGGAGACUCAUCCCGAUCAUAAUUCUCGCUAUUAUGGCUCAGCUAAUGGUACACUUCAUUUUGCCAUCUCUUUUAUUUUCAGAAGGCAGGUAGGUAAGUGAUGUAUUUUUCUGUUUUCCGGUCGGAAAACGUCACGUUUACACCCUAAAGGCCUAAACGAAGCCUUCCGGCUGGGUCGAACAGAAAAAUAGUAUACACACCUCGGCCAUGCAGUAAAUAAGAAAAUAUCAGAUCACAUUUUAGUUUGAAUUUGGUGUGAUCUGACACAUGUCUCACUUUACUGCUCGAGAUAUGUAAUACGCCUAGUAUUGAGACUUUUUUUUUUAGUUUUAAAGAAUCAUGUAAAAGUGCAAACAAGUAUUAAACGAUACAUUUUUGCACUUCCUUACUUAAAUUUGUACAAUAACCAUCGGAAAAUCGGAACAUUUGGGUAGGGUAGGAUUGUUAGGUAGGGCACUCUACAGUAGGCAGGCAGGUUUUAUGUAAAAUACCAUUGCUUUUACCAAAAAAUUUCUGAUUCUGAUGUUAAGUUUUAUUUAAUUAGCAUUUAUUCAUAAUUCUCGCUACUAUUGCUGCAGCCGCUGUCUCACUCACAGCGAGUGUGGCGACACUAGGAGACUCAUCCCGAUCAUAAUUCUCGCUACUAUUGCCGCAGCCGUUGUCUCACUCACAGCGAAAGUGGCGACAGUAGGAGACUCAUCCCGAUCAUAAUUCUCGCUACUAUUGCCGCAGCCGCUGUCUCACUCACAGCGAGUGUGGCGACAGUAGGAGACUCAUCCCGAUCAUAAUUCUCGCUACUAUUGCCGCAGCCGCUGUCUCACUCACAGCGAGUGUGGCGACAGUAGGAGACUCAUCCCGAUUAUAAUUCUCGCUACUAUUGCCGCAGCCGCUGUCUCACUCACAGCGAGUGUGGCGACAGUAGGAGACUCAUCCCGAUCAUAAUUCUCGCUACUAUUGCCGCAGCCGCUGUCUCACUCACAGCGAGUGUGGCGACAGUAGGAGACUCAUCCCGAUCAUAAUUCUCGCUACUAUUGCCGCAGCCGCUGUCUCACUCACAGCGAGUGUGACGACAGUAGGAGACUCAUCCCGAUCAUAAUUCUCGCUACUAUUGCCGCAGCCGCUGUCUCGCUCACAGCGAGUGUGGCGACAGUAGGAGAUUCAUCGUAACAACCGUUUGCUCAUAGCGUAGACAAGGGAAUGCGGAACACGCGGGAGAGUGCAAAUAUUGGAGCCGCUAUGUACACCGCUGAAGCAGGUGGCGCUUUGCGGCGCCAUACUCUUGUGGUAAUUGGAUUGGCAAACGUGAGCGCUUGUCACACUAGUCACCGCAUGAUACCGCACUGUAGGCUAUACCCACCUACUUUAGCAGCCCAACUUGAUGGUGCAAUAUUAGGCACUACCUACUUCACGUGUGCGCGUCGUAUGGCCUUGUUUAUGCGCGGAGAAUGUUUGUUUAACUAACUAUAUAAUAACUAAAGAAGCCAAUUUCAAUCUCCAGAUAAAAAUUACAACAGCAGAUGCGACGCUAUGAACAAGGAAAAUUCGACAAAUAAAUGGAUCGACAGGGUGGAGCUGGUGGGGAAAUGCUACCGUUUGCUCCUGGACGAACAGCCACAGACACAAAAAAAUGCCAGCGGGCUAUGUGAAGCAGAGGGCGCGCGUCUGGUGGUGUUAGAAAACGAGGAGGAGCACAAUAUCGUCGCGGAGAUAACAGAAGGGGUGGGUGAUGGCUACGGCUUCUGGACUGACUACACGCGGGAAUCGAAUGAGGAUCUGUUUCAAACUAGCGAUAAGGAGACGAUUCACGAGGUGGGCUACCAGAAGUGGAGCAAGGAACUGAAUUUACAAGAUUUCGCUAGACAAUGGUAUAUGGGAAUCAUGCUCACUCCCGACGAGUGCAUGUACAAUAUAAUGAAAGAUGUAAAGACAUGCUUCGCAUUAUGCGAAAAAUCAAUUUCCAUGGAGAAAAUUGGGCUGGUUUAGGAAAAUAAAAGAUUACGAUACC
Molecule: messenger RNA, 4153 nt
Organism: Cydia splendana
Lineage: Eukaryota; Metazoa; Arthropoda; Insecta; Lepidoptera; Tortricidae
Exons: 6
Coding region: 3676-4131 (151 amino acids)
Source: RefSeq, a predicted model, not a curated record